Lacerta agilis (Sand lizard) is the source of this 2084-nucleotide messenger RNA. It is a transcript of the gene PUM3, whose product is annotated as pumilio RNA binding family member 3. Gene Ontology annotation, biological process: regulation of translation. The transcript has 17 exons. Bases 16 to 1923 code for a protein of 635 amino acids. Gene Ontology annotation, cellular component: nucleolus. The record is from RefSeq and is a predicted model, not a curated record. NCBI's taxonomy places the organism in Eukaryota, Metazoa, Chordata, Lepidosauria, Squamata, Lacertidae. Gene Ontology annotation, molecular function: mRNA binding.
GCCGAGGGGAGUCCCAUGGAAGCCAAGCGCCGAAGGAGGGGGCCCGCCGGCGGAGGAGGAGGAGGAAGAGGCCCCGGGAAGAAGCAGCUGGAGGAUGCCGGUCCUCCAACAAAACUAAGUAGAAAAGGUGAUGAAGAUGGCAAGCCUAAAUUUAAACGUAAGAAAUUUGAGAGAGGAAACAAAAAGCCUGGUAAAACUGGAGUGAAACAAUUCAAGAGUAAACAACCAUCAGAAAAAUUUACCAGGAAGCGCAAACUUCAAGAUGAUAAAGAAGGAGGCUCGGCGCCUAAGAAGCCUAAAUGGGACGACAUCAAGAAGAAGAAGAAGGAGCUGAAGCAGAGCCGACAGCUGAAUGACAAAGCCAACUAUGAUGUGGUGCUUAAGGGAAAGCAGAUUUGGGAAUCUUUGAGGCAGAAAAAAUGUGAGAAGGAGAAGCGGGAGAAGAUGUUGAGUGAACUCCAAGAGAUGCUUCGUGGGAAAAUAAAAAAUAUGUCGUUUGCUCACGAUUCGACCCGUGUCAUCCAGUGCUACAUUCAGUUUGGCAACGCAGAGCAAAGGCAAGAAGUAUUUGAAGAACUGAAAGAUAGUUUCGCCGAACUAAGCAAAGCCAAGUAUUCCAGAAAUGUUGUGAAGAAGCUUCUUGCCUAUGGAACGAAGCCACAAAUUGCGGAGAUAAUCAAAAGCUUUAAAGGCGAGGUCAGGAAGAUGCUGCGCCAUGCUGAAGCGUCGGCUGUGGUGGAGUACGCCUACAAUGACAAAGCCAUUUUGGAGCAGAGGAACAUGUUGACUGAGGAGCUGUAUGGGAACACAUUCCAGGUCUACAAGUCAUCAGAACACCCAACUUUGGAGGAAGUGUUGAAGGCUCAGCCUGAGAAGCGGGAGGCCAUUCUGGAUGAAAUGAAACAGAUCCUGACUCCAAUGGCGCAAAAGGAGGCCGUGAUAAAGCAUUCGUUGGUGCAUAAAGUCUUUUUGGACUUCUUUACCCAUGCCACCCCAAAACAGAGAUCGGAAAUGAUUGAAUCAAUCAGAGAAUCUGUAAUCUACUUGGCGCACACGCACGAUGGAGCCAGAGUUGCCAUGCAUUGCCUGUGGCAUGGGACCCCGAAGGACAGAAAAGUCAUUAUGAAAACCAUGAAGACUUACGUUGAAAAAAUAGCUAAUGGCGAAUUCUCACACUUAGUUUUGCUGGCGGCAUUUGACUGCAUUGAUGACACUAAGCUUGUGAAACAGCUAACUAUAUCUGAAAUUAGCGAUUCCUUAACCAGCAUUGUAAAUAACAAAUAUGGAAGGAAAGUCCUCUUGUACCUGUUAAGUCCCAGGGAUACUGCGUAUUUCUCACCAGCAAUAAUCAAAAUCCUGGAACAGGGUGAUGGAAAUGCUCAUAGUAAAAAAGAUGUAGAUGUUCGCCGUCGUGAACUUCUGGAAGCUGUUUCUCCUGCCUUAUUAAAGUACCUGAACGAACAUGUGGAAGAAAUGGUGAUGGACAAGGCAACGUUCAUUGUGGUGAUGGGGAUCUUCAAGGCUGCCGUUGGCGACGUCCAGCCAGCUAUGAAGUCCAUUGCUGGCCUAGCGGCAAGAGAGAUGGUUCCAGGGGGCAAAGAUGGGGAGCUUCAUAUUGCAGAGCAUCCAGCAGGUCACCUGGUUCUGAAGUGGCUGGUUGAGCAAGACAAGAAAAUGAAGGAGAGCGGCCAGGAAGAAUGUUUUGCAAAAAUACUCAUAGAGCACGUGGGCAUUGAUCUUCUGAAGACCUGGGCAAACGUCAAUCGUGGUGCAAUUAUUCUGUGUCGCCUCCUUCAGAGCUCCGAUCAGGAAGUGGCAACAGAAGUAAAAGCUGGACUAAAAAGUAUUAUUCCAAAGCUUAAAAAAAGGACUAAAGAUGGCACAGCAGCAGGAAAGGCACUGCUGGAGAAAUUAUUGUCAUAACCUAAAGAAGUUAUGAAGUGGACAUCUUUUCCGUUUGUGGAAGCGAAUCCUCCUUUUAAGACAUCUCAAGGGCAGGUUUUUGGGGCAAAGAUGAGUUAACCUUUUUUAAAAAAAGCAACACAACACACAAUGUGUCAAUAAACACUUAGGCUUUUUCAGAA